Dacryopinax primogenitus is the source of this 1495-nucleotide messenger RNA. RefSeq lists its product as uncharacterized. Lineage: Eukaryota; Fungi; Basidiomycota; Dacrymycetes; Dacrymycetales; Dacrymycetaceae. The record is from RefSeq and is a predicted model, not a curated record. Gene Ontology annotation, molecular function: protein binding. The transcript has 2 exons. Bases 32 to 781 code for a protein of 249 amino acids.
CGAGCAUUCGCCUGUUCGACGAGCCUGCAACAUGGCUUCAAUAGUUCUAGAAGGGCAGAUAUGGGGGAUUGUGCUGAUUGUUAUGGGUCUCUUUCUACAAGAGCUGCUCUAUCCCCGCCUCACCACCCUCCGGCCGGGUCAUCUCAAGACGGCUUUCUCAUGGUAUCGCUAUGCCGUCUCCCCGCCCACUUCCAAACAGAGUAUUGCCCAAACGCUGCCUUGGGACAUCCUGGCGACGAUUCUGGAAUAUCUCGACACCCCUGAAGCCGCAGUCGCAUCCAUGGUCUGCCGCUCCUGGCUCGAGCCAGCUCGCCAACGUCUCUAUUAUGGGAUAGACCUCCAACCAGCGUCAAACAUGAACUUCAUCAGACUGGCGACAUCUAUGGAGAACUCGCCACGUCUGAGGCAAUUCGUUCGUCGUGUUCGCAUAAGCGUUCUCGGGAAAGACGAAACGGCCGGCAGGCUCGACUGGAUCAAGAACCUCCCACCUGACCAAGUUCAGCGGCUGUCCAUUGGAUGCACUCAGUACGACACACCGUCUGCCGCAGAUGUCAGAUCGAUUUACCAGCACCCCAACAUUCGAUCUUCAGUGCAAUGCCUGAAGCUCUCUGGCCGUCCGUUCCGGCACGCAGAGGUCCCCGUGAAGAAUCUCGAAUUUGCCAAAUUUGAAGAUCUUGAGGUCGAGGUCACGAGCGACGAUAACAUGGAUUACUGCUCAAGUCUUCGAUUUCCAGCAUUGCGGAAACUUGUCAUACGCGGGGCACGUAUACCCCGACACUAGCUCUUCUUCUCAGUGCACCGUUACCUAGGCUGAAACACCUCGCGGUCAUUAUGGUCGGCUAUCCCGCCAAUAUCAAUCCGACUGAUCAGCUCCUCUUGCAAGGCGUUCUGCUGCAGCUUUCGAGUCUGCGCAGACUUGUGAUUCGAAUGCACUUGCGCACGAUGGCACCGAUUCUCGACGGAACCCUUUCCGGCCUCGUCGAACUAAAAUAUCUCGACUGCACGUAUGGCACGUUCUCCGAAGCGAUGUUUUCUGAUAUCCCGCCGGGCCUGAAAUCCAUGACGCUUUGGAAUAACCCCGAGUCCAGCCUACCGCUGAACCCGAACUUUACAGCAAGCAUGAUGGAAUUGGUCGGCCCUCUCAGGAAAAGUCGCAAGAUUUCAUUGCGAAGUAUCAGCACCCACAUGUCGGGUCUCGAUGCAGAGUUACACGCAGAGACAUGUCAAAGAUACACGUCGAAAGGCUUUAUGCUUUCCUAAAGCUAACUUCGGUUGGUCACGCUCCCGAGAAAACCUUGUCUCGUGCUGAAAGAAAUGCUUCAGUGGGUGUUGCCUCAUACCAUCAGCUCGCACUGAGUCGCACGAUGGUCAGGAUCAGCAGGGUUGAUCGUGUCUUGUGUGGUGCUUCAGACGGAGAUAAGGGGAGGCGUAGUUAGUGGGUAGUUCGGCAUUGUGGAAGGUCCGCUUUCGGAAGGUCUAAUAAAACGGUUUCGCA